AGGCGCUGAUUCCGUUUCGGCGACACUUGCCACUUCUCCCUUCGAAUUGUUUAUUCAUUUUAUUAAUUGAGGGAUCAAUCAAGAAUGAGGCGCUUUUAUUUUGUUUUUUAAUUAUUGUUAAUUAGUUUUCUGGGUUUUGGUCUUAUUCGGGGGUGGAAACACUCUUAAUUGUUGAUUAUUCGGGCAGUUGCUCGAUCAGUGCUGCAAGGAUUGAAGUCCUCUUUAUCGACCGGGCAUUAUAACCGAGAGGUUAGUGGAGGCUACAGUGGAGGUGAAGAGAAUCGAGUGGUUCUCUGUUGUUUUUCCAGAAAUUGAGAAUUUUUUAAACGAAAAAUCGAUAAUUGUUGGGGAGUAACUAGUCUAAUUGAAAGGGCUGCAGCAUGUCACUUGUGAGGAGAGGCCAGCACUGGGCGACAUUCGCUCGGAUCUGGCACAUAUACGACGCGAAAUGGCAGGACCCGUACAAAAGUGCUGUCCUGUUAACGAAAUACCUCAAGGGUCUCCACAAACCGAUGUACCACCCCAUGGGCUACUGUGGAGAUCACGUAGUCGUGAUAAACAGCAAGGACAUUGCGUUGAGAGGGGACGAGUGGGUCAAGAGAGUUUACUUCCACCACAACACCUACCACAGCGGUGACACAUGGACCCUAGCCUGGGAACUCCACAAGAAGAACAAAACCAUGAUCAUGCAGAAGGCUGUUUACCACGCGAUGAGGGGCAACCUCCAGCGACGACACACCAUGCAACUCCUGCACAUCUACCCGGACGAGAAUGUCCCUGAGGAGAUCCUCCAGAAUGUCAGCAGUCAGAUCAAACAACUGAGACCCCAGCCAGUCAGCCUCGAUCACAUCCCUGCUGAGGAGGUGGAGAAUUUCCCACGUGUCAUGAAAUACCCCACGAAUUACAUACUUCGCUAGAGAAAACGCCAAUUCACUGUAUCCUACAUUUAUUUCUAUCUAUAAUAAAGAAUAGACUCGAGUUAA
Diachasma alloeum is the source of this 983-nucleotide messenger RNA. It is a transcript of the gene mRpL13, whose product is annotated as 39S ribosomal protein L13, mitochondrial. The coding region runs from base 381 to 917 and encodes 178 amino acids. The transcript is spliced from 2 exons. Gene Ontology annotation, molecular function: structural constituent of ribosome; mRNA binding. Gene Ontology annotation, cellular component: mitochondrial large ribosomal subunit; ribosome. The record is from RefSeq and is a predicted model, not a curated record. NCBI's taxonomy places the organism in Eukaryota, Metazoa, Arthropoda, Insecta, Hymenoptera, Braconidae. Gene Ontology annotation, biological process: translation; negative regulation of translation.